GCGGGGCCGAUUCCCAGACUUCUGAAAGUUGCUUUCCAGGAUCACCAACUUAUCUAUAACCAAUCCUGUCAAGAUGGAGAAUGGUGCACCUUCUGAAGGGAAAGAUCCUUCGGCUUUCCUUGGCGAAAUAUUAGGUGCUCCAGUGACCAUUAAAUUGAACUCUGGUGUUGUUUAUAAAGGUGAACUGCAGUCUGUAGAUGGCUACAUGAACAUAGCUUUGGAGAAAUCCGAAGAGUUCGUGAAUGGUCGGUUAACACGAAGCUAUGGUGAUGCUUUCAUCCGCGGCAAUAAUGUGCUGUACAUAUCCGCAGAUUGACGAAUUAAGCCUUUAUCACCUCGAUCCUCCGAAGGGGAUUUUCGGGUCCUUCAUUCAAUCCAACGAGUUUUGGGGGACCAUCGCCUUACUCGACCCUCGCGGUGGGGGAACCAUGAAGGAAAGGAAUCACAGUGGUAAUGAAUUGAAGGCUGGAGAAUUGGGUUCGGGCUUGAAGGCCAGUGCAACUUCUGUACGGACAGGGUAAAUCCUACACCUCUCCAGGCUCCUUAAUACAGUGCCCGAUGGAGAUUAGCGAAUCAAGUUCAAUAGGUUCAGAGAAUUAGGUCGAAGACCAAGAAUUAUCAACUAACACGGCCUCUGGUGCACCUCUUCAUUACAUAAGAGAGUCACUAGAAGUAGGUGGAGACGG
Molecule: messenger RNA, 686 nt
Organism: Aspergillus japonicus CBS 114.51
Lineage: Eukaryota; Fungi; Ascomycota; Eurotiomycetes; Eurotiales; Aspergillaceae
Product: U4/U6-U5 snRNP complex subunit LSM6
Exons: 3
Coding region: 74-316 (80 amino acids)
Biological process (GO): mRNA splicing, via spliceosome; maturation of SSU-rRNA
Cellular component (GO): P-body; nucleolus; sno(s)RNA-containing ribonucleoprotein complex
Molecular function (GO): RNA binding
Source: RefSeq, a predicted model, not a curated record